Molecule: messenger RNA, 1443 nt
Organism: Cladophialophora bantiana CBS 173.52
Lineage: Eukaryota; Fungi; Ascomycota; Eurotiomycetes; Chaetothyriales; Herpotrichiellaceae
Exons: 5
Coding region: 1-1443 (480 amino acids)
Biological process (GO): transmembrane transport
Molecular function (GO): transmembrane transporter activity
Source: RefSeq, a predicted model, not a curated record
AUGACCAAAGAAGACGAGGUUCGGGCUGUGCAGCCGGUUGAAUCGCAUCAGAGCAAUGGCGAGCAGGCUGAGAGCUCCCCCUUUUCCUCUGCGCAGGCCUUCUAUGGGCAUCCAUGGACUCAAAUCCUGCUCAUCAGUCUGAUAUGCUUCUGUUGCCCCGGGAUGUACAAUGCGCUUGGUGGUCUCGGAGGUUCUGGACAAGUCGAUCCAACAGUGGCCGCGAACGCUACCGUCGCUCUCCUUUCUGCAACUGCUGGUACAGCCUUGUUCAUAGUUGGUCCUCUCUUCUCGUACACAGGGCCGCGGAUCUGCUUUUUGCUCGGUGGCUGGACGUAUGCCCUGUACAGCGGUAGCUUGCUCAACUUCAACCAUCAUGACAACGGCGCUUUCGUCAUCGCGUCCGGUGCUAUCUUGGGGAUCGGUGCCUCGAUGCUUUGGGUCGUCCAGGGUGCUAUCAUGACAACUUACGUUGCAGAGUCUCAGAAAGGCCGCGCUAUCGCCGUCUUUUGGAUCAUCUUCAAUCUCGGUGGCGGAGUGGGCAGCCUCGCGUCCUUCGGUCUCAACUUUCACUCCAAAUCUGGCACAGUCUCAGAUUCAACCUACAUCGCAUUGAUGAUCAUCAUGCUCUUUGGUUGGGUAUUGGGACUGUUCAUCUGUUCGCCCAAGCGAAUCCGCCUAGCCCAGCUCCAUGCCGCCGUCGAGAGGGAGAAACAUUCGUGGGAGGCCACCAUCGGGAUUGCCGUGCGGACAAUGGCCAGCUGGCGAGUCUUUUGCAUGUUGCCUCUGUUCUUCUGCGCCAAUGUCUUCUACUCGUAUCAGCAAAACCAAGUCAACGGCAUGACUUUCGACAUUCGGACUCGCUCUCUCAAUGGAGCUUUGUACUGGAUCGCGCAGAUGCUCGGUGGUCUCCUGAUCGGCGUCCUCCUGGAUCUCCCUUUCCUCACCCGGCCCAUGCGAGCCCGCGUUGGAUGGGUUGUGCUCUUUGUCACCGGCAUGUCCAUCUGGGGUGGAGGAUAUGCGUUUCAGAAAUGGCAAGAUCGCCGACUCGCCGCUGGGUUCAAGCAAGACAUCGACUACACCCAGGGCUCGGUGUCGACCGGACCGAUCUUCCUGUACAUCUUCUACGGUGCCUAUGACGCGCUGUGGCAGGGAUUCUGCUAUUGGCUCAUUGGCACCGAGUCAAACUCGACCUCACGGGCGGCCAUUCUCGUUGGUGCAUAUAAGACCUUUCAAGCGACUGGCGGAGCAAUGGCUUGGAGAAUCAAUGCCUUGCACAAGAGUCCCAUGACGCAGCUAGGAAUGAACUGGGGUCUGUCGAUGGGAGCAUUGGUAAUCGUCUUGCCAACGGUUUGGACCGUCACGGCAAUCACCAUUGAGAAGCCGGUCCGCAAUCAGGACCUGGAGAUGAAGAUUCAAGAAGUCGAAGCUAGGGUGGAUAAAUAG